This is a messenger RNA of Saxophila tyrrhenica, 2355 nucleotides long. RefSeq names its product Small ribosomal subunit biogenesis (gene ENP2). Gene Ontology annotation, molecular function: protein binding. The transcript is spliced from 2 exons. NCBI's taxonomy places the organism in Eukaryota, Fungi, Ascomycota, Dothideomycetes, Mycosphaerellales, Extremaceae. Gene Ontology annotation, biological process: maturation of SSU-rRNA from tricistronic rRNA transcript (SSU-rRNA, 5.8S rRNA, LSU-rRNA). The record is from RefSeq and is a predicted model, not a curated record. Bases 1 to 2355 code for a protein of 784 amino acids. Gene Ontology annotation, cellular component: 90S preribosome; nucleolus; nucleus.
AUGAAGCUCACGACAGACUCGUCGGUGCCGGUGUACACCAUCGCGGGUGAAGGCACGUCGCGACCGUUGCCAGAAUGGCUGGCACGAAGGCGGAAGCGCAGUCUGAAGAAAGACAGCGAGUAUGCAAACCGCGUGGAGCUGCUGCAGGACUUCGAGUUCGAGGAGGCCAGCCAGUGCGUGCGCGUGAGCGAAGAUGGCGAGUGGGUAGUGAGUACAGGCACAUAUAAACCCCAAAUCCAUACCCAUUACCUCCCGCAUCUCUCGCUCUCCUAUGCCCGCCACACCAAUACUAUCAACCAGACGUUCCUGUUACUCUCCUCCGACUACAGCAAAUCUUUACACCUACAAACCGACCGAUGCCUGGAGUUUCACACUCCUGGUGGCUUGCAUUACACCACACGAAUACCACGAUAUGGCAGAGACCUUAAGUACAACCGACGGACGGCUGAGGCACUCAUUCCGACAGUGGGCGUGAAUGCCGACGGCAAUGGAGAGGUGUUCAGGCUCAACUUGGAGGUUGGCCGGUUUAUGAAGGGCUUCGAAGUAGAUGUCGGUGGCGACGACUUUGAGUCUUUUGGUGGUGGCGCUCUGCAAGGCGGCAUACGGACGGGCAGUGUCAAUUGCGCUGCCGUAGCUGAUGAUUCGCACGGCCUACUCGCAUUCGGUACCUCUCUGGGAACGGUCGAGCUGUGGGAUUCGAGAUCGCGGAAUCGGGUCAGCGCUAUCGGGCCUACCGCGCCAGCACCUGUGUUCGAGUCUGACAUGGAUAUUAGACCGGAGAUCACAGCACUGGAGUUCCAUCCGUCUGGCCUCGAUCUCGCCACUGGCAACAGCAACGGCAUCGUGCACACGUACGAUCUACGCUCGCCCGUGCCACUGCUUCGAAAAGACCAAGGAUACGGCUCACCUAUCGAAACACUACGAUACCUCACGCCGUCAAUCACAUCAUCAGCUGUGACACCGAACAAGCUUUUGAGCGCCGACCGAAAGUCGAUCAAGCUCUUCGACUCUACCUCCGGUGACCUCUGGACAUCAGUCGAGCCCGCGGUAGACCUCAAUCACGUGGAGUGGGUGCCCGAUUCAGGCAUGCUGCUCACUGCCAAUGAAGGGAGACAACAAUACGCCUUCUUCAUUCCGCAGCUUGGACCUGCGCCGAAAUGGUGUGGCUUCCUGGACAACUUAGUCGAAGAAAUGGCAGAAGAUGGCGAUGCAGACCCCAACGGUUUCAGUACUCGUUCCAAGUCUGGUGUUGGCGAGGUCUAUGACAACUUCAAGUUCGUUGAUCAGAAGGAACUUCGAGAGCUCAACCUGGAUCACCUCAUCGGCACCACGAAUGUGCUGCGACCAUACAUGCAUGGCUACUUCGUUCCGCAAGGACUAUGGGAGCAGGCGAGACUGCUUGCAAACCCUGACAUCAUACUUCAGCAACGGCAAAAGAGUGUGCAGGAGAAGAUUGACAAAGAGCGGGAGUCGCGGAUUCGUGGGAAUAAGAAGGUUGCAGUCAAAGUCAAUAGACAUCUGGCUGAAAGGCUUGCUGCGAGGGAGGAGGCAAAUGAGAGAAGAAAAGCUAUGCGAUUGUUGAAGAAGCGAGGCGAGGACGCCGUGGACGCCGUGGACGCCGUGAACGCCGUGGACGAGGCGCCGCAAGAGGAGGACGCUGAAGAUGAUGCCGAGCCGCAGCAGCAAGCGAAGAGAACCGAUCUCAUGGCUGACGACCGCUUCAAGAAGCUGUUUGCGGACGAAGACUUUGAAAUCGAUGAGGCGAGUCGAGAAUUCCAGAUGCAUAACCCUUCAUCGGUACCGAAUGGUGAGCUGAAGAAGCGAGGCGUCACGGCCGUGGAGGACGAGGCUAUGCAGGAUGUUGCGGGCUCUGACGAUGAUGAAAGUGGAAGUGACGAGGACGAAGAUGCAGCAGCAGAAGCAGCCGCCUUGCGAGCACGCCAGCGUCCGCGCCGAGCAGAAGACAACGACGAGUCUGGCAAUGGGCGCAUCGGGAGCGUUUCGUACAAGAAGACGCCCGCUCAGCGGCAGCGGCAGAAGUCUGGUCCGAAGAUGCAAGUCUCAUCGUCGAAUGCCGACUUGCGUAGGAGACAACAGGCCAAGCAAUCGAGAUCUUUUGGUGAUCUGGCGACUUCGCUGCCUGCGCGUGGUGGACGGAACUCGGCUGAGAAUGUCAGAAGUGGCGGCGUGGUGGGAGAGAAAGAGGUUACGUUCGCGCCGAUGAAGAGCGGGAAGAAUCUGAACAUGAAGCAGCAAAGGCAGCGGGAGGUUGAGGACGGCGCGGCGGGUGGUAGGAAGGUGGCAAGAGGCAAGGAGAGGAGAAGUGCGAGUGGAAAUACCUUUAGGAAGAUGUGA